Messenger RNA from Adineta steineri, 228 nucleotides. Lineage: Eukaryota; Metazoa; Rotifera; Eurotatoria; Adinetida; Adinetidae. The record is from the annotation of a GenBank genome assembly.
AUGGCUGCUACUAAUACGACAGCUUUACCAGCACGCAAUCGAAGAACACUACCACCAAUGCAGCCUAUUUCAUUCAUAAAUAUGGGUCAGGCAACACAAGUCAAUCCACUUCAAAAAUCUUUUGCAACAUCGAUGCCUCCUGACCAAGUUGCACAAGGUCAAGUAAUUUCGCCGACUUUCCUGUCAGUUCCACCAUCACCAAUAAGAGAACAACAAAACGGAGUCUAA